Messenger RNA from Triticum aestivum (bread wheat), 1173 nucleotides. Its product is annotated as glyoxylate/hydroxypyruvate reductase HPR3. The record is from RefSeq and is a predicted model, not a curated record. NCBI's taxonomy places the organism in Eukaryota, Viridiplantae, Streptophyta, Magnoliopsida, Poales, Poaceae. Gene Ontology annotation, molecular function: NAD binding; glyoxylate reductase (NADPH) activity; hydroxypyruvate reductase [NAD(P)H] activity. Gene Ontology annotation, cellular component: cytosol. The transcript is spliced from 3 exons. Bases 20 to 1054 code for a protein of 344 amino acids.
CUCGGGAGAUUCAACAGCAAUGGCUUGGCUUCUAGUCCACCAACCGCGUCCAUUGUCUCCGAAUCAUCAGCUGCUGGAUUCUUAUCCCCUUCUUCUAAUAGAGAAGAUGGCCGCGCCGCCGCCCGCCGACAAGAGGCCGCUGGUGAUGCUGGCGCAGCCGCUCUUCCCGGAGUUCGCCGCGGCGCUCGCCGGCCGCUACCGGUUCGCGCUGCUAGCGGACGCCGACGCGGCGGCCGCGGCCGAGGCGAGGGCGCUGCUCGGGGGGCUCCCACCGGUCACGGCCCAGCACCUAGGCGCGCUCCCGGCGCUCGAGCUCGUGGCGUGCACCUCCGUGGGCGUCGACCACGUGGACCUUGACGCGUGCCGGAGCCGCGGGCUCAGCGUGACCAAUGCCGGCGCUGCGUUCGCGGCCGACUCGGCCGACUACGCCGUCGGGCUUCUCGUCGCCGUGCUCCGAAGGGUGGCCGCCGCCGACGCGUACGUCCGCAGCGGCAGGUGGACGGCCGACGGCGACUACCCUCUCGCUAGCAAGGUGAGCGGCAAGCGGGUGGGGAUCGUGGGGCUGGGCAACAUCGGCUCCCGCGUCGCGCGGCGUCUCGCCGCCUUCGGCUGCGCCGUCUCCUACCACUCGAGGUCGCCCAAGCCGUCGGCUCCGUACCCGUUCGUCCCCGCGCUGCGCGACCUCGCCGCCGGCAGCGACGUGCUGGUGCUCUCCUGCGCUCUCACGGACGAGACCAAGCACAUGGUGAACCGGGACGUGAUGGAGGCGCUGGGGAAGGGCGGGGUGCUGGUCAACGUCGGCCGGGGCGGCCUGGUGGACGAGCCGGAGCUGGUCAGGUGCCUCACUGAGGGCGUCAUCGGCGGCGCCGGCCUUGACGUGUACGAGAACGAGCCGGCCGUGCCGCCGGAGCUGCUCGCCAUGGACAACGUGGUGCUGUCGGACCACAGGGCCGUGCUCACGACGGAGUCCAUCGGCGGCGUGCUUCAGGUCGUCAUCGCCAACCUCGACGCAUUUUACUCCGGGAGGCCACUGGUCAGCCCCGUGGAACUCUGAAACAAGAACAUCACUCACUGGUUAGAUGAAAUUGAUCAGAUGUUGUCUGAAGAAAUUGUAUUCUGCAACAGUAUAUAUGGAGACAUGAUUAACUUGAUUAAAUACGCUUGGUUACUUUA